This is a messenger RNA of Fibroporia radiculosa, 1614 nucleotides long. RefSeq lists its product as uncharacterized. Bases 1 to 1614 code for a protein of 537 amino acids. The transcript is spliced from 10 exons. Lineage: Eukaryota; Fungi; Basidiomycota; Agaricomycetes; Polyporales; Fibroporiaceae. The record is from RefSeq and is a predicted model, not a curated record. Gene Ontology annotation, molecular function: iron ion binding; heme binding; monooxygenase activity.
AUGUCUCACAGCGAAUGGGCACUUGCCAUUAUGACUUCUCUCUGGUGGUCUAGUCAGUCAUCGCAGUUCGUUGCGCUCCUCAUAGCGGCUGUCGCUGCCCACGUCUAUCUCCGCCGGCGUGCUCGACGACAGAGUCUUCCACCUGGACCAAACGGAGUGCCAUUUCUCGGUAACAUCUUUCAGAUAACGCCCACCAUCUGGCUUGAGUUCACGAAAUGGCAGAAGGAAUAUGGCGAUAUUUUCUACGUCAACUUACUCGGUAGAGAUGUUGUAGUCUUGAACACUCACAGAACGGCCACGGACCUACUCGACCGGCGCUCACGCAUAUAUUCGGACAGGAUGCGAAAUAUUGUGGCCUCAGAGAUCUUGACCGGUGGCCUGUUGAUGGUCCUCGGCCGCUGGGAUGAUCAAUGGAAGAGGAUGAAGAAGGCGGCACAUGACGGCAUGACAAGAACGAAAGCGCGGCAGCUACACCCUACACAAAUCACAGAGGCUUUGUUUUUAUUAAGCGACCUCCUUGAGACUCCCGAUGCGUGGGGAGCGCAUGUUCGCAAAUCUACCUCUUUGUUGAUCUUCAACCUCGUUUACGGUCAUUCUACCCAGAAUUCUGUUGCUCUUUCGGCAGUGCCUCGUAUAAAUCAAUUUGCCACUCGUCUUCUGCGGGCAUUAUAUCCUGGUGCUCAUCUGGUAGAGUUCUUCCCAUGGAUGAUCUACUUUCCUAGCUGGAUGGCAAAGUGGAAGCGCGACGCUGAGCGGUGGUUCAAAGAAGAUUCCGCAAUGUAUGAAGAGCUUUAUUCAGGUGUCGAAGCUCAAGUGGCCGAAGGCGGGGUUCCCAGUAGCUUUGCGUCAUUGAUAAUUGAACAACAGCACGUGCAUCGACUGAGCCAUCUACAGGCGUCGUGGCUGGCCGGUACGAUGUACGCCGCUGGUGCCGAAACGACUUCCGCAGUUCUCGCAUGGUUCAUCCUUGCGAUGGUUAUUUAUCCUGAUGUUCAGCGUCGAGCACAGGAAGAGAUUGAUGUAGUCGUUGGACGAACACGCGUGCCAACUUUCGAGGAUUACAAUCGAAUGCCAUACAUUCGCGCCGUCGUCAAAGAAGCCCUCCGAUGGCAGCCAGCAGCACCUUUGGGUACCCCGCACAGGCUUAUAGAGGACGACUGGUACGAAGGAUACCUUAUACCGAAAGGUGCCAUGGUCAUUCCGAAUGUGUGGUCUAUGAACCGCGAUCCUAACGUGUACGGGCCUGACGCCCAUGAGUUCAAUCCUAGUCGACAUCUAACAUCCGACGGGAGGUUUGCAAAAGCUCCUGACCAUACAAAACAAGAAGGUCAUGCUAGCUAUGGGUUCGGGCACCGACUCUGCGUUGGGCGACACGUCGCAAACGACGCCAUCUUCAUCAACGCGGCUUCCAUUCUCUGGGCUUUUGUGCUCGAAGGUGUACCGGGUCCUGAUGGAUGUCCUGUGAUUCCAUCGCCUGAAGCCGUUGUUACGAGUGGCUCCGUAAUGCGACCGGCUUCGUUUAAAUGUUUGUUUAACCCUCGUUUUGAGGACGUUCCUGAUGUCCUUGAGGCUGCACAAGAGCUUCAUGGUAUAAGGCGUGGGGAUAGACCUUAG